AUGAAAGAAGAGAAAAAUAAACUGAAAAAAGUAGGCACUUUAAAUAAUGUCUAUAAUUAUCUUCAACUUGAUCAAUUUAGAUUAACAAUUGAUCGUAUUUAUUCAUUACUUGAUCAAUGUACAGAUGAACAAUUUCUUCUAUGUCUAUUAUCAUUAUUACGUAAUCUUUUUGAUGAAAAAGAUACAGAUACACUAUUACCAAUAUUUAAUGCAACAAAAUUAUUAGCUGCAUUACAACGAUUACUUGAUAAAAAUCAUCCCGAAGGAAUUCGUUGUGAAAUAAAUGCAUUAAUUGAUCAUCUUAACUCAAGCAAUAAUCCAUCUCAACAACGAAUGUCUUCAGAUUCGAUUAAUUCAACUUGUCGAACAUCACUUUUUCCUGAAUAUGUUUGUGAAGAAAUGGAUCAAUUAGAUUGUUCAUAA
Rotaria sp. Silwood2 is the source of this 423-nucleotide messenger RNA. Lineage: Eukaryota; Metazoa; Rotifera; Eurotatoria; Philodinida; Philodinidae. The record is from the annotation of a GenBank genome assembly.